Messenger RNA from Megalobrama amblycephala (Wuchang bream), 2184 nucleotides. RefSeq names its product family with sequence similarity 43 member A (gene fam43a). NCBI's taxonomy places the organism in Eukaryota, Metazoa, Chordata, Actinopteri, Cypriniformes, Xenocyprididae. The record is from RefSeq and is a predicted model, not a curated record. The transcript has a single exon. Bases 211 to 1254 code for a protein of 347 amino acids.
UUGGACAGUACAGUGUGUUAUUUAGUGAUGCGGCGAUUAUAGCGUCCGACGCGACACUCCUCCGCUCACAGGUCUAUGAAGUGCUCUGCAACUUUGAAAAUGUCUUAAAGCAAGCCGAUAGAUGACUAAAGCCUGUUUCGUGGUAGAAUUUAGGCGUAAUAGAAUUACUAGAGUAGAUUUAGUAUCCUCAUUGUCCUCAAGACGAGCAGUAUGUUGCCUUGGAAGAAGAACAAGUUCGAGCUGAUCGAGGAAGACAAGCAGCAGUCCAAGCAGAAGGGCUAUGCCGUGAGCCUCAACUACUCUGCGCUCACAUCCUUCGCCAAAUCCUGCCCAGAAAGCGCGCUCAACAGAGUCGGGAGCAUGUUCAAAUCCAAGAGGAAAAAGGUGAAAAUCACCAGCGAGGACCCUACCUAUACAGUCUUGUAUCUGGGGAAUGCCACCACCAUCCAGUCCAAGGGGGACGGAUGCACGGACGUGGCCGUCAGUAAGAUCUGGGGCAAGAGCGAGAUGGGCAAGAACGGCACCAAAAUGAAGUUGACCAUCAGCUCGCAGGGCAUCCGCAUGGUCCACGUCGACGAAAAGGCGAAGAGACCAGGACAUCUCUAUUUAUUGCACAGGAUCACCUACUGUGUCGCAGACCCGCGGCUCCCCAAGAUAUUCGCCUGGAUCUACCGGCACGAGAUGAAACACAAGGCGGUGAUGCUGCGCUGCCACGCCGUGCUGGUGUCCAAGCCGGAGAAGGCGAAGGCCAUGGCGCUGCUCCUCUACCAGACCUCAGCGACAGCCCUGGCCGAGUUUAAAAGACUCAAAAGAAGGGACGAUGCCAGGCACCAGCAGCAGCAGUUGAUCGGGGAGCAGACGAUUCCCUUGGUGCCCUUGAGGAAGCUGCUAAACGGACAGUGUUACUAUAAACCCCCGGUGGAGCGCAGCAGGAGCGCACCCAAGCUGGGCUCCAUCACGGAGGACCUGAUCGGGGAGGAGGAGGAGGAGAAAGCCAUGCACUUUGAGUGCGAGGAUAUUCUGGACAACGACAGCGACUGUAUGGCCAACGGCAAGCAAGAACUGUGUCAGAUUAUCAAUGACUUGGGCUCCAUGAGUAUAGGGAACGAUGUGCAGACGCUAAAAGCCGACCUGAAAGUGACUCGCCUGCUGUCCGGGGAGAGCACGAGCAGCGAGUCCUCCAUAGAGAGCAACCAAGAGCCUGUUUCUCUGCCUAACGGCAUUGUGGAUGGGAAAAUGCAAGAAGUCGGCUGACUGUUCUUGGAAAAGAAAAGAAAAAAACAAUCUAGCCACACUUAUAUGGUAACAAUGAUGCGUUUGGGUGCAUGAAUGUGCCACUUCAUCCAUUUGACUUGAAAGCGCGCUGUUAUUCACGGGAUGUGUGUGGAAACCUAGUCAGCUGCCUACUUAGACAUCAUGUUUGGGACAAAAUUGUAAACAUUUAAUUGCCGCCUUAAGUCAAAGUGGUGCCAAAGUUACAACCUGCACUUCUUCAGCCAUUUUGAAUUGGUUUACUGAUUAGGAGAGUUGAGUUUAAAUGGCAGAAGUGAUUGUGACAAGAUGGAAACCAAGACAAACUUUUUUUGUUUGUUUGUUUGUUUGAGUUCACCAAAAUGCCGUCUAGAUAGGCAGCUCACUAGGUUUUGAGACAAGCCAUGGAGAUGUUUGUGGACUUACAGACACUCGCACAAUAAUCCCUCAUUAGGGACCUGGAUGGAAGUUGCUCUGCGCAAUAAGACGCUUAAAGUCUCUGCUUAGCCUCUCUAUGGGGAAAGAGGUUUUAGGAAAGAUCUGUUUACCUAAUAUGUUUCCCUCAAGGAAAUGUUUAACAGUCCUGAAAUAUGUAACUCAAUCUUUCUUUCUUUCUAUAUUUCUUUCUUUCUUUCGAAAGAAGCGUCUAAACUAGUUGAAGAACGAGUUACAAAACUACUUUCCUUUCAGGAUGUUCCAUUUUUGUUUUAAAUUUUGCACUGUGGUGGAUUUCAGACAAGUAUUAUGUUAUUAUUUAUGUGCAUAAUAUGGUUUUCCUUUAAAUGUUCUUACAGACAUGUUUUAUCUUUGCUGUGCAAAAGAGACCAUUUUCCUGAUGUACAGAGAUGUAUAUAUAAAGUGUAAACAAAAUGCGUUAUUUUUUAAACAAUGUGGUUUGUUUCUGUGAACACCAAUAAAAAAAAGUCAAAUGCA